Molecule: messenger RNA, 162 nt
Organism: Gaeumannomyces tritici R3-111a-1
Lineage: Eukaryota; Fungi; Ascomycota; Sordariomycetes; Magnaporthales; Magnaporthaceae
Exons: 1
Coding region: 1-162 (53 amino acids)
Source: RefSeq, a predicted model, not a curated record
AUGUUGCUAAGCGAAUCCGCGCCGCAGGGGCGUUGCCGCGCCCGCAAGAACGGCACGGAAGGCUCCAUGUCCAAGGCCUGCUCCCCGUUCCUGCGAACACGUACGCAGGCUUAUGUCGGCUCUAAUUGGGCUAGGAAGGAUGCGGGGGCACGCCAGAGGUAA